AUGGCAUCCUCAACCGCCGGCUUUGAGCCAAUGCUGGCCAAUUCGAUGAGGGUGAUGAGAAACCUCACGGCCCUUGAAGAUCUCAUUACAGCAUGGCCAAUCCUCGAGCAGAAGAGUUCAUGCUCGCCUCCCACCUUGACCGACGCCGAACGUCGAAUAUUUCUCGAUCUUCCAGACCACGACCUUGAAACCAAAAACAUUCGUGCACUGACUGGCCUAUCCCGUUAG
Messenger RNA from Cadophora gregata, 228 nucleotides. RefSeq lists its product as uncharacterized. The coding region runs from base 1 to 228 and encodes 75 amino acids. The transcript has a single exon. The record is from RefSeq and is a predicted model, not a curated record. Lineage: Eukaryota; Fungi; Ascomycota; Leotiomycetes; Helotiales; Ploettnerulaceae.